Thlaspi arvense is the source of this 1588-nucleotide messenger RNA. Lineage: Eukaryota; Viridiplantae; Streptophyta; Magnoliopsida; Brassicales; Brassicaceae. The record is from the annotation of a GenBank genome assembly.
AAAGAGUACAAACUUUUACUAUAUAAUCUCACUAGUAGCAAUGACAGUAAUCACGCAAAAACGAGAAUCUAUCUAGCUAAAGAAACAAAAGAAGUAAGUAUAAACGCUAGACGCAAGAAGCUAAGUAUGCCGAACAAAAGAUGCGUUGAGUGGCAGUUCAGUGGCAGCGAUGCGGCCGAAGAAGCUGCCGCAGCCUCACUAGGCACUUACUCCUCUGCGGUUUUCGCUCUGUGUGAUCCACUCGGAAAGCCCAUUUUACCCCCACGAAGCGACUCCCCGGAGACUAGCCAUACCGCUGAAAAGGCGGUUGUUAAAGCGGUCAUCUGCGGCACAGGAAACGCCUAUGCUCCUAGCAUUGGUCUUCCCGUCGCCAGAAGUGCUGUGGCGGAAUAUCUAAACCGAGAUCUUCAUAAAAAGUUGACGGGAGAUGAUGUGUUUAUGACUGUUGGAUGCAAACAAGCGAUCGAGCUCGUGGUCGAUAUCUUGGCUAAACCGAAAGCCAACAUCUUGCUUCCAAAACCGGGUUUCCCUGCGGACUACGCCCGCUCUAUCUACAAGCACGUUGAGGUCCGAAGGUAUGACUUCAUCCCCGAGAAAGACUUUGAGAUCGAUCUUGACAGCGUCAGAGAGAUGGCAGACGAGAACACGUUUGCGAUCUUUAUAAUCAAUCCUCACAAUCCCAUUGGGAACUACUACACUGAGGCUCAUCUCAAACAGCUCGCUAUAUUGGCUCGGGAACUAGGGAUAAUGGUUGUUUCGGACGAAGUAUAUCAAUGGACCGUGUUUGGGAGUAAUCACUUUGUUCCAAUGGGGAAAUUCUCCUCAAUCGUACCCGUCAUUACACUCGGGUCCAUAUCGAAAGGAUGGAGUGUUCCAGGAUGGCGAACAGGCUGGCUCGCGCUGCACGACCUAGAUGGUGCCUUCACAUCCACCAAGGUCUUAAAAGCUGCUAAGGAAUUUCUAGAAAUAAAUUCUAAACCAGCAACUGUUAUCCAGGCGGCUAUUCCCACCAUCUUGGAGAAAACUCCUAAAGAGUUCUUCGAUCGGAGGCAGAAUUUUCUGAAAAACAAAGUGGAUUUUGCAUAUUCUAAGCUCAAGGAUAUACCAACCCUCAUCUGCUACAUGAAACCUGUCGCAUGCACCUUCUUAUGGACCGAGCUGGACCCAUUGCAGUUUUUUGACAUUAAAGACGAUCAAGACUUUUGCAAUAAGCUUGCUAAGGAAGAAAACCUCGUCCUCUUACCAGGGAUUGCUUUUGGUCAAAAGAACUGGUUGAGGCAUUCUAUCGACAUGGACAUUCCGACAUUGGAGGAUGCGUUUACAAGACUGAAGAGCUUUUGUGAACGCCAUGUCAUUAUAAACCAAAGAUUAACUCACGACGUCAAUGAUGUCAACUAAAGGGUUCCGAAUAAACCAAAGCCUAAUAGUAUCAUAUAUUUGCUAUAAUAAUAAAUGGGGUGUUUUGGUUUUAUGAAAUAAAUCAUGAACUCCUAUCAAGUUUCUACAGAAAUAUGGUGUGUUAGUAUCAUCACUCAUGUAAUGUUUUCUCGUCGUUGAGGUUCUCUUUCUAUGUAUUUCUAGUUUUCUA